GCCGCGGCCGGAGGUAGCGGUAGUGGCGGCAGCCGGAGCGCGGCCGUGGGCGAGUGUGGGCCCCGCGUCGAGGGGCGGGGAGGUCCCUCGGGGGCUGUGCGGGUUCGGCGGGGCUCGGUCACCGGCUCCGGGGGGCUGCGGCGGCGACGGCAUGGAGCAGGCAGCGCCCAAGAGCAAACUGAAAAAGCUAAGUGAAGAUAGUUUAACUAAGCAGCCUGAAGAAGUCUUUGAUGUUCUGGAGAAGCUUGGUGAAGGGUCUUAUGGUAGCGUGUUUAAAGCAAUACACAAAGAAUCUGGACAAGUUGUAGCGAUUAAGCAGGUCCCUGUGGAGUCAGAUCUUCAAGAAAUAAUUAAAGAAAUCUCUAUAAUGCAACAAUGUGACAGUCCUUAUGUUGUCAAGUACUAUGGCAGCUACUUUAAGAACACAGAUCUGUGGAUUGUUAUGGAAUAUUGUGGAGCUGGCUCUGUUUCAGACAUAAUUAGACUGCGUAAUAAAACGCUAACAGAAGAUGAAAUUGCAACUAUUUUGAAAUCUACUCUUAAAGGACUUGAAUACUUGCACUUUAUGAGAAAAAUACAUAGAGAUAUAAAAGCUGGAAACAUCCUUCUUAACACUGAGGGACAUGCAAAAUUAGCUGAUUUUGGUGUGGCUGGCCAGUUAACAGAUACAAUGGCAAAACGUAAUACUGUUAUAGGAACUCCCUUUUGGAUGGCUCCUGAAGUCAUACAAGAGAUUGGCUAUAACUGUGUGGCAGACAUCUGGUCCCUUGGUAUAACUUCAAUAGAAAUGGCUGAAGGAAAGCCUCCAUAUGCUGAUAUUCACCCAAUGAGGGCUAUUUUUAUGAUUCCUACAAAUCCCCCUCCAACCUUCCGGAAGCCAGAGCUCUGGUCUGAUGAAUUCACAGAUUUUGUGAAGAAAUGCUUAGUGAAAAAUCCUGAACAAAGAGCUACAGCAACCCAGCUGUUACAGCAUACAUUUAUUAAGAAUGCUAAGCCAGUUUCAAUUUUAAGGGACCUGAUCACUGAAGCAAUGGAGAUAAAGGCAAAGCGACAUGAGGAGCAGCAGAGAGAGCUAGAAGAGGAGGAAGAAAAUUCGGAUGAGGAUGAGUUGGAUUCUCACACCAUGGUGAAGACCAAUUCGGAGAGUGCUGGUACCAUGAGAGCCACCAGUACGAUGAGUGAAGGAGCUCAGACAAUGAUUGAGCACAACAGCACCAUGUUAGAAUCAGACUUGGGGACCAUGGUCAUCAACAGUGAUGAUGAUGAAGAGGAAGAUGGGACCAUGAAACGAAAUGCUACUUCACCGCAAGUUCAAAGACCUUCUUUCAUGGACUACUUUGAUAAACAAGAUUCCAAGAAUAAAAGCCCUGAAAACUGUAAUCAGAACAUGCAUGAACCUUACCACAUAUCCAAAAACGUUUUCCCUGAUAACUGGAAAGUCCCUCAAGAUGGAGACUUUGAUUUCUUAAAAAAUCUGAGUUUAGAAGAAUUACAGAUGAGAUUAAAAGCUUUGGACCCUAUGAUGGAACGAGAAAUUGAGGAGCUUCGUCAGAGGUACACUGCAAAGAGGCAACCUAUCCUAGAUGCAAUGGAUGCAAAGAAACGGAGGCAGCAAAAUUUCUGAGUUUGUUUUCCUUUCAAACAUAAUACUAGGAGUCAGUGUGGACACUAGUAACUUUGUAAGUCAGAAGGAAUUCAAUGAUGAGAGUUUUCAAAAAUCCAAUCUGUUAAAUUUUCCUUCACACAGUGACAAUUUCAACAGUCAAGAAUAUUCAUAUGGUGUUCUGCAAAGGCAGCAAAACACUUUACCACUUGUUUGCAUUUUCAGAUGUUUAAUGUAAUAGAAGUUUAAUCUGUUACUUCCCAAUCUUUUUCAGGUGUGUAGUAGUAACUUGGUGUUGUACAUUGGGAAUUGUGUUUUGAAGCACCUGGAAUGUUUUCUUGAUUGUGCAACACUACCGAGCCUUAUAUUACAAUGUAUUUUUCUCCCACACAGUAGCAUAUUUAUUAUGUAAUCUUUGGUUAUCCUAUUUAUUUUAUGCCUGUUUUCUGUUGGGAAGCAUUAGGAUAAUACUGUGGAGAGCAGAGUCAAAUUACAUAAACUUGCUUUUGUAGUAUAAUGAAAAGCUGCUCACCACUGUAUUAUCUUUUAAAACUCCAAAUUCAACACCUAUUCUGAUUCAGGACAGCACUUGAACAUGUAUCCAGCCCACUCAUAGCAGUAAAACUUAGGAAUAAAGUAAGUAAUAGGCACAUGUUUUUCUGCUCUCCUGAAUCAGGGACUGUUGUACAGAACAGUUGUUACACUACAGAGCAUUCUUUAAGAGAGGAUUUCUGUCAUUUGUAUGCACGCUGAGUCAGCUGUCAUUAAACAAGAAAACAAGUGCCUAAUCAGUUUAUCAGUUUUAAUUUUUGUUAUUCAGGAGAAGCAAUACUUACAGUCACUCCUUAAGUGUAAACUUCCAAUUGCUAUUGCAAUUCUGACCAGUAUAAACCUCUAUUUUGCACGGUAGUUUUAUAAUGAAGUAACAGCUACACUUUCUGGAUGUGUUUUUUGUUUCAUUUGGGGUUUUUUUAAUCACUGUUUUGAGGGGAGAGGGGAAUUAUUAGUGCUUUGGGGUUUGUUUUUUUUUUUUUUUCAUAUUGUAGUCACAAAGGGAUAGUAAUUUAAAAACCAAAGAAAAUAAAAUGAAUACUUAUAUUUAAUAAGUAUAAAAAAGAAGCAACAUUUAAUAGUGUUCUGGGGGGUUUGUCCUGCAAUUGCUAAACAUUCAAAAUUCCUAUAGUCUUCUGUUGGUAGAUUUUGGGGACUCAGAAAUGCAGGACCAAGCUCUUAACAGCCUUUUAUAAGUUCUUGUCUGGUUUAUGUUGUGGAAUAUCUAUUGGUAGAAUUUACAAUGUUGUAAGAAAUAUUUCUGACUUUGCAGAAAAUGUGAUCCACUCUCUGAACAAUCUACUGUGUUCUCUGUUGAAAUCUUUACUAUCGUUGCCUUGUAUGUAAAUAACUUCACUGUGAUAGUCAUACUUCUUUAAACAAUACAGCUGAAAAGAUCUUUGCAUUCAGCCUUCAGCUGUUAAACUUUUAAUGGUGACUACUGUAUGGGCAUCUUCUGUAAACAGUUUUCUGGAAGUUAAUCAUCUCAUACCUCUUAACAUUAAUUGUCAACAUAUGUGGACCAUUUAGAUGGAAUAGUGCCAAUUUUGGAAAUGAUGCAUUAUGUCACAAAGCUUAUGCCAGUGGAAACAAAAAGUUCUUACAGGAUCAGCAUUCUGCAGCCAUGCUGGUACCAGUACUUGGGGUUGAGCCGUAUACAGCCGUCGCUGUCCUUGUCAUUCUCUGUGUGUUUGCAUGCACACCACGCUCUGACAUGUAAACCCUAGAGGCAAAUAAAUCUUAAUUGUGAUUAGUAGAAUGUCCUUAUCCUCAACUCUCUUCAUACUUCUUAGAGCAGUGACCAUUCCUUGUGAAAAUGCAAGAACACAGAAGAUCCAUUAAAAUUACUUUAGGCAAGAUAAAAUGCACCUGGUAGUCCUAUGCCUCACAUUUAUACAAUUAAAUGAUGUGAAAAAAAUGGUAUAAACAUAUCACUGUGUCAUUUGAUUAUAAUCAUAAUGCAGGAAAAAAAUAACAGCACCAACUUCCCCCUAUUACUAUGGUUCUUAUUUAUUUAAAGUAAUUUCUCCUUCUUGAACUUUCUGUUCUCAAAACCUCAAAGGUGUGUGUGCGUACAUUGAUUUGUGUAGAUAUACACACAUAUAUAUUCAUAUCUAUAUAUAUAAAAGAGAAAAAUAUAGAACAGGUUUAAACCAUCAGGAGAGGAACCUAGCUUGCCUUUUCUUGGUGUGCCUUUAAGCAAAGUGUCAUUGUCUAGACACUCUUACCUGAAUCCUCAGCAGCUAGAUUUUCCCUAACUCAAUCUUAAACUUUUCACACCAAAAAUAAGACUUUGAGUAAUGUGGCUUUGCAGUGUAAUAGACAAUAAUAUAAAAGGAUCACAAAUUUCUUAUUUUGUGUAUUCUGAAAACUUCAGUAAUGUGGUACCCUAAAGAUGAACUGUGUAUCCCAAGGAACUCCAAUAAAAGGUUAUUUUAGACUAGAGCUGUUGCAGUCUGACAUCUGAAAGCUAUCAAAAGGUAAAUGACAUCCUUUUUUUCUAUCCUGAUGUGUCUGCAUAGAAACAACUCAGACUUUGUGCACAUGCAUGCACACAGAAGUGGAAUGUACAGGCAUGAGGAAAAUCUGAAUGCCAUGAAUAAAACAAAUAAAAUAAGCUACUUAAAAGGGCGAAAAGUAGCAUCUGAUGCACUGUAAACUGGGUAGGUUAGGUACAAGAUAUUUGUGACCAAAGAAUACUUUCAUAAAUUAAUGUGGAAUUAGUAUGUUGCCAUUCUGGUAUGAUGCAAACUGCAGUCAGUGUAAGAGCUGCCUUGGGCUUCAGCAGCCAGCAUAUGGACCUCUGAAUCCUCUGCAAGCAUUAACAUUGUACUCAGAGAUGGAUGCAACUUAUUUUUUCCUUUCCUCUGUUUAUAUAAAUGAAUCAAAUCAUCCAUGUUGUUGACUACACAUCUCUACUGGAGGAUGAGCAUCUCUGUAAAGGAAAGCCAAUAGAACAAUAAAUAAGAUAUUUUAAAAGCAAGCCUUGCAGGAAAUCUAAUAGAACUACUGACAAGUUAACCUUCAAUAAGAUUUUAACCAAGCAAUUUCUUGUUUGCUUCUGACUUUGUAUGUUUAGGUUUAGUAAGUUAAAACAAUUUUGGAAAAUCAUUGCUUAUUACUAAACAUUUUUAAUAAAAGCUAAUUUUUCCUGUAUAAUUGUUGACUUGUUCAUUCUAACUGAAGCAAAAUUGUCUUAAUAGUAACCAUUAAUGUUCAUUUCCAUAGUCAUCCCUCAUGUUUUGUUUCCUUUCUGUAACACUGUGAGCACAGAAACCCACAUCUCUCAAAGUCAGCUCUGGAAAGGAUGUUUCCAGGUCACAACAGUGCUGCAAGAACUAGAAGUCUGAGGAUCCCAUGAAAAUGGGUCAGGCCAGAAAUCCUCAGUACUCUGUGGAAGUCCUUCUCUCUGCAAUCUUAUGUUGCUGAAGGCCUAAUCCUGAGACAGCUGAGCACCACCCAAAUAUCUUGGCUGUCUUCUUAAACUUGGAGGUGCUACUGGACAUAAGGGGUGUAAGUUGUUCCUUUGUUGUUCUCAUGACACUAGAAAACCAGUAGGCAAUGGAUAGACUUGAGUAGAAAAGUGGCUACAUUUAAUGCUGUGAAUAUAAUUCUAUUGCCCAUUUCUUUUCUGAUUUUUUAAAAAUUAUUCUCUUAAUAACUUGCCCACAAAUACAUUUUAGUAAAAGGAACUCAUGACCGAUGCUCCUUAGUGAACCACGGUACGUUUGAAGUCACAAAAGUUUGCUGCUAAUCUGAAUUAAUCUGACAUUUGUUGGAUAUUGUAAUUAUUUACUACUUACUUACUGCAAAUGCUUGUCUGCAUUGCACAGUUUAUUCUGAUGAGCAUGCACAGUGGCUUUGGACUGCUUCUUCAUUCAGCUUUCAGAUAUAAAUAUGGCUCAUGGUAAGUGAAUCCCUGCCCAAGUACUUGGGAUAGCCUGACUCAGCAUGGAAAGGCACUGGUGCUUCCAAGCAGAAUGUAUACUGUACAACUUCUGUGAAGCACUUGGUGUGCAUGUGGCUCUAUCAGUGUGAUAUGAUGAGGGUUACCUUCUCUUAAGUGUAUACCUGGUUAUAAAACUAAUCAGAAAGACCUCAUGAAGUAAGAAAGUCUUUAUUUCUUCACAUUAUUAAAUACGUGAAAAUUCUUAAAUAGGACUCCAGCUUACAGUGACAUUUCUUUCUGUGUUUCCAAAGGCAGUAGUGGAUGUUCAAUAGUUUAGCCUGAAACAGAUCUAAGAUUAUCAAGUCCAGCUGUUAACCCAGCACUGCAAACUCCACACUAAACCAUGGCCCUAAGUGCCACAUCCACAUGUGUCUUCAAUACCUCUAGGUAUAGUGACACCACCACUUCCCUGGGCAGCCUGUUCAGUGCUUGACAAUCUUUUCAGUGAGGAAUUUUUUCCCAAUACCAAAUUAAAACCCGCUCUGGUGCAACUUGAGGCUGUGUCAUGCUGCUGGCUGGGAAAUUUGCUGUGGGAUAUUUCUAUGCCAGGCUGUGAUGCAGCAGUGUUAUGCCCACUAUUGGCAGUGAAAGCCUUGGAGAAGACACAUCCUGUGUAGUCCAUGUUGUUUCUCAUGAUUGUGUUGUGCAAAUGGAGUAAUAGCUUAAGCUUUUUGGAGAAAGGCAAAUUAUGUUGAUGGCUUAGUGUGAAGUUAUUAAGUUGCAUUUGUGAAAUACUUUUUCACAAAAUGUGUUUCUCUUUGUUCAGUGCAGUCAUUCUGGAAAGGGCCUAUCUUUUACAUGGUAUGUUCUCAUCCAUUUUGAUUUUGUUUAAUUUGUUAGCAUUUUUAAAGCACAAGUGAAAAUUCCCAAUAUUUUCCUCCUUCUCUUCCUCCUGCUCAGGAAAAUGAACGUGGGCAUUACUUUUAAGAGCAUCCCCUGAGCCAAGUGCCCUUUGGACAUGGUGGGCACAUGCAAAUGUCAGCAACAGCUUUUAUUCUCUUCUUCUAUUUAGAGAUCACUGAAGUCUCAGCUGUCCUGUUUUUCCUUCCUUUGAAAGGAUGAGAUGUUUAGAUUCUGAGCAAAUCUUUCAGAAUAAUUGUUAGUCCCAGACCAACAGAUGCUUUAUACUUUUUUCCAUUAUUUGCUACACAGUCCUCAGGAUAGAUUUACACUUCAUUUCACUAGGCCUUCAGAGAGUAGUCUGGGUUGGAGAAGAGUAGUAUUUGUCACAGAAACAGGAAGAAAGAAACAAUUUUUCAAAGUUUUCUUUGGGGAGAGAAGAAAAAGAAUAUGGCAUCUGCACCUGGCCAGGCAGCCUAUGAGGCUAACUGUGGAUGUGAGGAAAAAAUGGGUUGGCUGAAAAAAGCAAAUCAGGUAGUCAUCUGUACAACUUACUGCUCUGUGUUGAUGUUUCACAUCUGAUUUUCUUCCAUUAAUGUUUAUUGUCUUCGAUGUUCAUGCUUUAUUUAUCCUGUUCUACUUUAAAGAUAGAAAUUUUAAUUUUUUAAGAUUUAUAUAAAUGGAAGCAUACCAUAACAAUGCCAAGUAAAUAAAAACGGAAAAAGAACCUAA
Messenger RNA from Motacilla alba alba, 7175 nucleotides. RefSeq names its product serine/threonine kinase 3 (gene STK3). The coding region runs from base 152 to 1624 and encodes 490 amino acids. The record is from RefSeq and is a predicted model, not a curated record. The transcript is spliced from 11 exons. Gene Ontology annotation, molecular function: ATP binding; protein serine/threonine kinase activity. NCBI's taxonomy places the organism in Eukaryota, Metazoa, Chordata, Aves, Passeriformes, Motacillidae. Gene Ontology annotation, cellular component: cytoplasm. Gene Ontology annotation, biological process: intracellular signal transduction; protein tetramerization; regulation of MAPK cascade.